UUUAAUGAUUAAACUGGCCAACAGUGGCUACUAGUACAGUCAUCGAAGCGUUGUUGAAUGCAUCAGAAGAUUUACCACAGUGUUUUGUCUUUUCGUACCACUCUGGGUUCCGUUUUCUGACGGUGAAAGUGUUAUUUGGGUUCCGUUUGUGUCGUUGACUUCAACAGGAAACUGGCACGUCAUGCCGAUAUGCGUAGAAACGGACAAUGAUGGAGUACCAUUUGUCACUCUUGGAUCCCACCAGCUUCGGCUUGACCUAGAAGAUAUUAGCGGAGAGUUUGAGGAAAGAGCCAAAACCGAACUGCUUGAAACACCAGAACGGAUUCAAGAAGGAUUAAAGAAGUUUAGAGAAUUAAUAAAUGCUGAAAAAGGCCUAAACCUGCCAAUAGACGAUGAUAAAUUCCUGCUAAAGUUCCUAAGGCCUUUCAAGUGCAAUGCCGAGCAAGCGUUCAAGAUGAUGAAAAAGUUUUACAGAUUCAAAGUGAAAAAUCCCAAGUACGGUGGACUGCAUGUUACGCCUGAAGGUGUUCGGCAUGUUUUCGAUAGCGAAGUGUUCAUGUUCUUGCCCACUAGAAGCCUGUAUGGGGGCCGGAUAAUGAUUAUAAAUGCUGGAACGAAAUGGAAGCCGAAAGAAGUUCCUUUGGUGGAUAUGUUUCGAUCGAUAAUGGUGUCGAUAGAAAUCGCAAUGAUGGAGCCGAAGACCCAAGUGGGCGGCGCUAAUGUGAUUAUUGACUUAGAAGGACUUUCGUUGACUCAUGUUUACCAAUUCUCACCCUCAAUGGCUAAGCUGAUAGUAGAUUGGGUUCAGGAAUGCGCCCCAGUAAGGCUACGAGGAAUUCAUAUAAUAAACCAGCCCUAUCUGUUCAGCAUGUUGUAUGCGCUUUUUAAACCGUUUCUUGGGGAAUAUUUGAAGAAACGGCUGUCCUUCCAUGGAACCGACUACAAGUCACUGUGUGAUAAAAUAGGAGAAUCUAGCUUACCAAGAAAAUUUGCUGGAACAGCCGACAUUCCUGACUAUCCAGGAUCGAUUUUUUCGGAAAUGUUGUUUUACUAUCAAAAUAAGUUCCAGGAUUUUUACAAUUAUGGCUACAUUGCGGAACUGAAUGAUAAUCAACUGAUCUCAGAUGAAAGUGCGAAAUCGAAUGGAACAUCCAUUAAGACAUGCAGUAAAGCCGGUUAAGAUCCUGCAUUACUCUUUAUGGGCUAAUGUAUGAUGAACGCAUAGAAUGGGAAAUGCGGCCUCGGAUCGUUUUAUGCUUCGACGAAAAUUGUGAUCAUUAUGUAAAGUAAAACUGGUUUAUUUUCUGUAAUUUAAACUGUUCAUGUUGUUGAGCGCACGAGGCCAAUAAAGUUUAACAAUUGAAGCUUU
This is a messenger RNA of Dendroctonus ponderosae (mountain pine beetle), 1369 nucleotides long. Its product is annotated as alpha-tocopherol transfer protein. The coding region runs from base 182 to 1180 and encodes 332 amino acids. NCBI's taxonomy places the organism in Eukaryota, Metazoa, Arthropoda, Insecta, Coleoptera, Curculionidae. Gene Ontology annotation, molecular function: phosphatidylinositol bisphosphate binding. The record is from RefSeq and is a predicted model, not a curated record. The transcript is spliced from 7 exons. Gene Ontology annotation, cellular component: membrane.